Chenopodium quinoa (quinoa) is the source of this 4002-nucleotide messenger RNA. RefSeq names its product leucine-rich repeat receptor protein kinase MSP1-like. Gene Ontology annotation, molecular function: protein binding; ATP binding; protein kinase activity. Gene Ontology annotation, biological process: protein phosphorylation. Lineage: Eukaryota; Viridiplantae; Streptophyta; Magnoliopsida; Caryophyllales; Amaranthaceae. Gene Ontology annotation, cellular component: plasma membrane. Bases 1 to 4002 code for a protein of 1333 amino acids. The transcript has 3 exons. The record is from RefSeq and is a predicted model, not a curated record.
AUGGUUAAUUUGCCAAAAAGUGUUGCACUGAAAGCAACAUAUGGUGACGCACCAUUUAAGUAUUUGGGCGUAGAAGAUGAUGGCAAGCUUGCAUAUUCCACUGAUAAAGUGGUGAGCGAGAAAGCCAAGUUUGCUGUAGAGUCUGCUGGUAAUGGUGUAACUACUUGCACUAAAGAAUACGAAGACGAAGAAAAUGAUCCUACUGAUACCGACAUGUUAUUUUCAGUGGCUAGCGUUGCCAAGGCCAAUGGUUCUAGCGAUAUUGAGAUAGUCACUUCUCUACGGAAGGGGUUAAUCCAGAGAAAAGAAAUGAUUCCUAGCUGGUUUUUCCCAGAGUUACCUGUGUGUAACUGGACUGGUGUAGUAUGUGAAGGCUUGGACAUCCUUGGGCUUAGUAUUCCUUGUGGAUCUUUACCGCUAGACCUUCCUUUUCCUAAUACCAUAGGGGAGCUAAAACAUCUGAAGUAUCUUAAUCUCAGUCAGUGUGGGUUCAAUGGCAUUAUUCCUGAUAAUGUCUGGAGUCUCGAGGAACUCAUGAUUCUGGACCUGAGUGGCAAUGGGUUCUCUGGAACUCUACCUUCAACAGUGUCCAACCUGAAAACUCUCAGGCAACUUGUACUUGAUGGCAACAACUUGUCUGGUAACUUGCCUUCGUCGAUUGGCCUUCUAACUGAUCUUAUUGAACUUUCUGUUAAUGAAAAUUUCCUCUUUGGGAAUCUUCCGGCAGAGCUUGGAAAUCUUUCAAAAUUGGAGUCUCUUGAUCUUUGUGCAAACUCUUUCUCUGGUGUCCUCCCUUCGAGUUUGGGUAACCUUGCUAGUCUGUUGUACUUUGAUGCUAGUAACAACAAAUUUAGUGGUCCUAUCUUCUCUGGGUUAGGAAAUUUAACAGGCCUUGUAAGGAUUGAUCUCUCAUGGAAUUCCAUAAGUGGAACCAUACCGGCUGAUAUUGGGAAUUUGGGAAAUCUGACUUCAAUAAAUCUGAUGGGCAAUAUCAUCAGUGGAGUAAUACCAUCAUCUAUUGGCAAUCUCAAGUCGCUUCAGUUGCUUAAUGUCCAGAACUGCAGACUUACAGGUGCCAUACCUGAAGAAUUGACUGAGCUAUUGAACUUGGGUUACCUGGGUAUAGGACAGAACUCUUUUGUGGGAGAAUUGCCAGAUAGCAUUGGAAAAAUGACCAGCUUAAAGCAGUUUCUUGCUGGAAAUGCGGGGUUGAGUGGGGACAUCCCUGGACAACUGGGUAACUGCAAAAGGCUGAUUGAUUUAGAUCUUUCCGUUAAUUCUUUCUCUGGUCCUUUACCGGAUGGUCUUGCUGGGAUGGAUUCCCUUCGAUCUCUGAUGCUUCAGUCUAACCACUUGUCAGGGAUGAUCCCAAGGUGGAUUUCCAACUGGAAGCAAGUGGUAUCUAUAAAUAUGGCUGAGAACCUCUUCACAGGGUCUAUUCCACCACUCAAUCUGCCUAAACUGAUGUUUCUUGACAUGAAUUCUAACAUGCUUUCUGGUGAGUUGUCUUCAGAAAUAUGUAAUGCGAAGUCAAUAAGUACCCUGUCAUUGUCAAACAAUAACUUCACUGGAAGCAUUGAGAAUACCUUCAGAAAUUGUAGUGGUCUAAGUGAUUUGACAUUGUCGAUGAACAAUCUUUCCGGUGAGUUACCUGGUUACUUAGGUGAUCUUCCUCUCAUCACCCUGGCAUUGUCAAAGAACAGAUUUGAAGGAAAGAUUCCCGAUCAGUUAUGGGAGUCAAAAUCUCUGAUAGGAUUAAUCCUCGACAACAAUUUGCUUUCCGGAGAGAUUUCUCCAGCUCUUGCCAAGGUUCAGACAUUGCAGAGACUGCAAUUAGGCAAUAAUUUAUUUGAAGGGACCAUCCCGACUGCCAUUGGGAGAUUGAGGAACCUGACCAACCUCUCUCUGCGCGGUAACCUGCUAACAGGAGACAUCCCUGUGGAGCUUUUUAACUGCACAAGCCUAGUAUCCUUGGAUCUUGGUUCAAACAAUCUUACUGGUCAAAUUCCAAAAUCCAUUAAAAGAUUGAAACUGCUGGAUAAUCUGGUAUUAGCCCGGAAUAACUUAUCUGGUUUCAUUCCUGAAGAGAUUUGCUCUGGAUUUCGAGAGGGGCCCUUGCCAGAUUCCGAGUUCACUCAGCAUUAUGGCAUGCUUGAUCUUUCCUACAACAAGUUUUUGGGUCCAAUUCCUGCAUCAAUUGGUCAAUGCUCCAUAAUUAGGGAGCUGUUACUACACAAUAAUGAGCUGAAUGGAAGCAUUCCUUCUGAAUUAUCUAGUCUUUCCAACUUGAGCUUGCUGAAUUUGUCCUCCAAUCAUCUAACUGGUCCGGCCAUACCCAAAAUGUUCACAUUGAAGCAACUUCAGGGCCUUAUCCUUUCGCACAACGAGCUUACUGGUUCUAUUCCAGAUAACAUGUCCUCGUCAAUGCCUAGCUUAACUGAGCUGGAUAUUUCAUGGAACUUUCUCAGUGGUUCAUUGCCACCUUCUGUGUUCAGUUUUGAAAGCCUUAGCUACCUUGAUAUCAGUGCAAAUUCCCUUACAGGAACCAUCCCUUGCCACAUGGCAUCCGCCAGCUUGCUGGUACAUCUAAAUGCUAGCAACAACAAUUUUUCUGGCCCCCUUUGCGACUCCCUUUCAAACCUAACCACCCUUUCCUCUCUAGACCUGCACAACAAUGCAUUGACAGGAAGCCUUCCACCCUCUAUAUCAAACCUUGCUGCUUUGACAUACCUAGAUCUUUCCGGUAACAAUUUAGAAAAUUAUGUUCCAUGCAACAUCUGUGACAUUGAAGACCUCUCCUUUAUCAAUCUCUCGGCCAACAGAUUACUGGGAAUUGUACCUGAGUCCUGCACUGAUCAUAAAGGACCAUGCUUAGCCUCUGGCCCUCAACGAACUUUGAAACACGCCCCUAUUUGGGGUACUAUAAUAGGAGUCUUAGUUGUCCUUAUUGUUCUGGUCCUCUGUGUGGGCAGACAUCUGGUAUCGAAGCACAAAGCAGCCCUUCGUGACUGUAAAAAGUGUGAGCUUGUAAGUACAGUUGAGCGGUCUGAUGAUGAGCUCGUGUGUAAAAAGUCAAAGGAGCCAUUGAGCAUUAAUAUUGCUACUUUUGAGCAUUCUCUCACCCGCUUGAGCCCUGCAGAUAUUUUAUCAGCCACUGACAACUUCAGCAAGAUGUUCAUAAUCGGUGAUGGUGGAUUCGGUACAGUUUACAAGGCAUCCCUGCCAGAGGGGCGAACCAUAGCUGUCAAGCGGCUUAAUGGAGGACAUUUUCAUGGUGACAGAGAAUUUCUAGCUGAGUUGGAGACUAUCGGAAAGGUUCAACAUGAAAACCUGGUUCCAUUAUUUGGGUAUUGUGUCUUUGCCGAGGAAAGGUUUUUAGUGUAUGAAUACAUGGAGAACGGGAGCCUUGAUGUGUGGUUGAGAAACCGAGCUGAUGCAGUGGAAGCCCUCAAUUGGCCCACCCGUUUUAAGAUUUGUUUGGGAACUGCCCGGGGCAUUGCCUUUCUGCAUCAUGGGUUUGUGCCUCACAUCAUUCACAGGGACAUCAAAUCCAGCAACAUAUUACUGGAUCACAACUUUGAGCCGAAAGUCUCAGAUUUUGGCCUGGCCAGAAUAAUCAGUGCUUAUGAGAGCCAUGUCAGCACCAUUCUUGCUGGCACAUUUGGGUAUAUACCUCCAGAGUAUGGACAGUCUAUGGUGGCGACAACUAAAGGUGAUAUUUACAGCUUCGGUGUGGUGAUGCUGGAGUUGGUGACUGGUAGGGCACCAACAGGGCAAGCUGACAUCGAGGGUGGUAAUUUGGUUGGUUGGGUUCGGGUGAUGAUGGCCACCCACCGAGAAGAUGAGGUGCUCGAUUCAUACAUCCCAUCUAUCGCAAGGUGGAGGCGUCAGAUGUUGCAGGUCCUCAGCAUUGCCCGAAUAUGCACCAAUGAUAAUCCUGCUAAGAGGCCUACUAUGCUUGAAGUUGUCAAGCUGUUGAAGGAGAUUAAAAUUGAGGGUUAG